AUGAAGCUGACACUAAUGGAAGAGGUUCUGCUGCUCGGACUCAAGGACAGAGAGGGCUACACCUCAUUCUGGAAUGACUGCAUAUCCUCGGGGCUGCGAGGGUGCAUGUUGGUAGAGCUGGCCCUCAGAGGACGUAUUGAGCUGGAGAAGACUGGCAUGAGGAGGAGAGGGCUUCUCUCAAGAAAGGUCAUCUGUAAAAACGCCACUCCGACUGGCGACGUUCUGUUGGAUGAAGCUCUGAAACACAUCAAGGAGACUAGUCCCCCCGACAACGUGCAGAGCUGGAUAGAACUCCUGAGUGGAGAGACAUGGAACCCUCUGAACCUCCGCUACCAGAUCCGCAAUGUGAGAGAGAGGAUCGCCAAGAACCUGGCGGAGAAGGGGGUCCUCACGACAGAGAAACAGAACUUUGUGCUGUUUGAUAUGACAACGCAUCCUCUCACAGACACCACUGCCAAACAGCGGCUGGUGAAACGUGUGCAGGAGUCUGUUCUGUCUCGCUGGGUCAAUGAAUCAAACCGCAUGGACCGCAGAACUCUGGCUCUUAUUGUGCUGGCCCAUGCCUCCGACGUCCUGGAGAAUGCAUUUGCAUCGCUGCAGGACGAGGAGUAUGACCUUGCAAUGAAGAGGGUCCGGGAACUGCUGGACGCUGAUCCUGACGUGGAGGCACAGAAACCAGGCGCCAGUGACAUCAUUUGGGCCGUAGCUUCGGCAUUCUUGAAGUAGACUCUAUUUAGAGCCCACUUUCCAUACACAUUCUUGUCCUCUCUGUAAAAGUUGUACCACACCUGUUACUAUGGUAACACGUGCUCUGCCAGCAGCAGGGUACACGUUGGAAUACAACUGUUUUUGUUUAUUCAUAAAAAUGAUGAUGCUAUUGUGAAAGGUG
Molecule: messenger RNA, 889 nt
Organism: Geodia barretti
Lineage: Eukaryota; Metazoa; Porifera; Demospongiae; Tetractinellida; Geodiidae
Source: the annotation of a GenBank genome assembly